This is a messenger RNA of Arthroderma uncinatum, 717 nucleotides long. RefSeq lists its product as uncharacterized. The transcript has 3 exons. NCBI's taxonomy places the organism in Eukaryota, Fungi, Ascomycota, Eurotiomycetes, Onygenales, Arthrodermataceae. Bases 1 to 717 code for a protein of 238 amino acids. The record is from RefSeq and is a predicted model, not a curated record.
AUGCCGCGUCCAGACUUCCGCAACGUCCCAGGACAGGAUAUCAAGGUGUCGUUCGCAGAUGUCUUCAAAAGCAGCAAGAUGCUCAAGGCGGAGAGGGCUAUAGUGGCCAGGAAGCGGGAACAGUUGAAAGCCGAGAAUAAGAGACUGGCUGAACUGCAGGCGGCGAUGGCACAGGUCACCAAGGGGCCGCCAAAAGCGAACAGCACACCGGCUCCUCCACCCCCUAUCCGGCCACCAGAGGCGAGCCAGCAGAAGAACGAACCCGGUGCCUCUAGCGAGAUUAAGAACUGGACUGAUAAGGAGGACGAACAGCUAUCGAAGCUGAAACAGGACAACGUGAGCUGGAAGACGAUAGCUGAGACUAUGAAGUGGCCUGUCAGUGACCUAAAGGAGCGCUGGCGUAUCAUUAAGCCGCCGGAGCCACCUAAGGAAGCAAAGCCAGAUAAGGAAGAAAGUAAAGCAGACAACAAGAAGGAGAAGAACAAGCAGAAGGUUGCGUUCACAGAGCCUUCGAAGGAUAAGCCGAGUAAAGAAGGCUCUAAGAAAGUAAUAUAUUAUACGGACGAGUCGCUGAGCCUGGAGGAGGUCAUCCUGCUCAACAAGCUGGCGGAGAAGUACGACAAGGAGAUGUGGCUGCGCAUCAGCUCCAAGUUUUUCGACAAGACCGGCAAGCGGCUAGAUCCAGAGGAAGCAAAACGGCACGUCCGCCCGUCAUAG